AUGUUGUUGAUGAAAUUCCCUACCCGCAACGGUACUGGCGUUAUCCGGAGUGACCAGCUCAGCGCACGGACGUGCUAUGCCACUGUUCUUAGAUCAGUAACUUGCAAGCCGCCAAUGGAAGCCAUGUCUGUGCAGGGACUAUCGAACGGUAGCGGACCUAUAGACAACCCAAGAGAGGAAACGCCAACGCCGGUGGCGCAGCCCUCCGAAGAGCUCGAAACAGUGAUCCUGAAUGAGGAAUUUCCCGAUCGGUGGGUAAAAAUCGGCACCAACCUAGGUCCCGACCUACAGAGGCAGUUCAUCGACUUCUUUCGGCAACAGGCGGAGGUCUUCGCCUGGUCUUACGACGAUAUGCCCGGCAUAUCACCUGACGUCAUCAGCCACAAGCUCAGCAUCUCCCCCGCCCAUAAACCGGUCAGACAAAAGUGA
This is a messenger RNA of Prunus armeniaca (apricot), 429 nucleotides long. NCBI's taxonomy places the organism in Eukaryota, Viridiplantae, Streptophyta, Magnoliopsida, Rosales, Rosaceae. The record is from the annotation of a GenBank genome assembly.